AGGGAUAGGAAGCUGCAUCUUAUCCCUGCUUCUCUCUGCUGAUUGAAACCGCAGGGGAACAGCACAUGCAGGCAGAGACAGCCUACAGAUCAGGUAAGUGAGGGAUGGGGGGGCAGAGACAGCCUACAGAUCAGGGGAGUGAGGGAUGGAGGGGCAGAGACAGCCUACAGAUCAGGUAAGUGAGGGAUGGGGGGGCAGAGACAGCCUACAGAUCAGGGGUGUGAGAGGAUCAGGGGAGGGAUGGGGGAGGGUUUGGAGAGGGGCAACAGCCUAUGAUUUGGGCAUCAGCCCAGUUAGGGAUUUGGGGAGGUGCAGCAGCCCAUAGAUUUGGGGCAGCAGCCCAUAGAUUUUUGGGGCAGUAGGAUAGAUUUGGGUGGGGCAGCAGCCUAUAGAUUUGGGGAGGGGCAGCAGCCCAUAGAUUUUGCAGCAGCCUAUAGAUUUAGAUAUAUAGAAAUGAACAGGAAGGGUCAGCAAGGAGCUGGAAGGUAAAGCAGCACAAAGGUAAAGUAGAAGGAGCAGAAAGGGUCAGAAAUGAGCUGGAAGGGGCAGAAGGAGCACAAAGGUAAAGUAGGAGAAUGAGCAGGAAGGGCCUGCAAGGAGCAGGAAGGAGCACAAAGGUAAAGAAGCAGAAAGAAUCAGAAGGAGCACAAAGGUAAAGUAGGAGAAAGAGCAGAAAGGGACAGCAAGGAGCACAAAGGUAAAGUAGAAAAGGGAGCAGAAAGGGUCUGCAAGGAGCAGAAAGGGAUCAGAAUGAGAAAGGAGCAGAAGGGCGCAAAAUAAGCAGAAAGUAGCAGAAAGGUAAAAGAGCAGAAGGGGCCAAGGAUAGAAAACAGUGUCAGAAGAAAAAAAAAGACUGUCAAAUGAAGGAGAGGAAAAGGAGAUUGGAGCAGGAAGGACAAAUGAAGUGAACCCUCCACUUUAUUCUGGACACCACAUCAUAAGGCUUUGGUACCUGGGCCAGGCAGGGAAACGCUGGACCUUCUCAUCUCCAAAGGUAAAAAAAUAUCGGUGUUAAUGUGUUCACUUUUAUUUACUGAGUGUCAGGAAGCACAGAGUGCCGUUGGGUAGGGGUGUUGCUGAUUGGCUAGAGCGGUCAGCUGGCACUCUAAGCCAAUCAGUAGCUCCCCAUUCAUAAAAAAGUAAAAAUAUUUUAUGAACCGGGAACUAGCGAUUGGCUUAGAGCGUCAACUGUCCACUCUAGUCAAUCAGCGGCACCCAUGCCUGACGUCAAUCUACACUUCUUGACACUCUGUUUCAGAAGCCAAAUACCACUGAGCGACCUGGAGCUGGAGGAAGCCUUUGGGUUAAACCAUUUGAGAGCGAUUUAACCCCUUAAAGGAAAGCAAGCACCCAGGGGCUUCCUGGCAUCAUAGCAUUUUCAUUUAGGUGAAGUUGUUAUGGUGACCAGAAAUGUCCUUUAAUUUGCUUAAAGGAACACUAUAGUGUCAGGAAUACAAACAUAUAUUCCUGACACCAUAGUUGUGAAAACGCUAGUCACCCUGGCUUUAUGUGAUAAUGGCUAUGCCCCUUCCCUUUCAUGACACCGUCAAAAAGGUACCAAGCAUGGAUGUCAUUACAAUUAUGCCCCCCCCUGGAAAAAUUCCUGCGGACGCCCAUGCAGAGCAUGAUGACAUUUUCUUAAAUUAGAGGGGUAAAGGUUUAAAAAUAAUAUCAGGAAGUAUUAUUUUACUGAGAGGGUAGUGGAUGCAUGGAAUUGCCUUCUAGCUGAAGUGGUAGAGGUUAACACAGUGAAGGAGUUUAAGUAUGCGUGGGAUAGGCAUAAGGCUAUCCUAGCUAUAAGAUAAUGCCAGGGACUAAUGAAACUAUUUAGAAAAUUGGGCUGACAAGAUGGGCCGAAUGGUUCUUAUCUGCCGUCAUAUUCUAUGUUUCUAUGUUUAACCUUUGCAUAGAUAGAAAGUAGUAAGGUAUCUCCUUCUGGCCAUGCAAUCUAGUAAUUCAUUUACCCGGGGAAUCGGCUAGGCGUCCGACACUGUUUUCUUAUUUAGCCUCUGGUAGUCUACACAGAAGCGGGUUGCUCUGUCCUGCUUUGGUACUAGUACUACCGGAGAAGCCCAUUAAUUAAUCUCCUUUCUCAUUCCUUCUCUGAUCGCCUCUGGGAUUCUGUAAGGAGGUUGUCUAAGGGGUUCCUAGUCCAGGGUUUCUACCUGGUGUUCGGCUAAUCUGGUGUAGCCUGGGUUGGAGAAGGUGGUUCUCUUAGCUGCAAGAACUGUUGUACUUGAUAACGCUUCUGAGCCCCUCACCUGUCUCCCAGCUGUACCUCGUCUGUCCAGUCGCCUUCUUCCAGGAGAUCUGGCAAGGGAAGAUUAUCAAAAUCUUCAGAAGCAGGGACGCAUAUGGCCACUGCUUCUUCCGCUCGCUCCUGGUAGGGUAUGUUCACAUGAAUCAUGCGCCAAGCCCUGUUUCCAGAGCAUGGGGCUAUAACAUAGGUGGUGUCACAUCGCUAUUCCACCACCUGGUAAGGACAUGUUUGACUGGCUUAAGCACAAGGACUUUCUGACUAACCUGAAAGCUACUGUCCCUGGCUCCCCUGUCUUACCAGAUGUGCUGGCGCUCCUUGGCAGCCCAGAGGUUUCCUUUCACUAACCAGGUAAACUUCUCCAAAUGGUCCAAAAGCUCUGUGAAGAUCUCCUCUCUUCCCUAACCUUUGGCAGGUAUCACAGGUUUGGCAGUAUUGCCGAAUGUCCUUUGAUAUACCCGGCCGAAAGAAAUUCUGUGUCAACCUAUACUUAGUGUGCCUUACUCCCAAGUGAUCGGAUAGGGGAAUAUCAUGGGCUAUCCGGAGCAGCUCUCUGCAGUAUUUCUGGGGUAUCAUUAACUGUUUGUUGCGGGUUGGGACUGAUCAAGCAACAAGAUUCUCUGUUAUUCUGUAUAAUAGUCCCUUGCACCAUAUGAAGCUAUUUCCCCUAGUAACCCCUGACUAUUAACCACUCUGUCUCUGUACACCUGGAGAGAAGGGUCUGCUUCCACCUCUCUCUCAAACUCGGCUGGGGUAUCCCAGUAAAGGGGGGCUUCUGUCAUGGUCUGGGUCAGGGGCAAACCUGACCCUACCUGCUUCUGGUGCCUCGUGGUGAUCGGAUAGGUUUCACCUGUGGGGGCAGCAGUAAAUGUGGAGGUGAGUUGGCCGAGAUCAUUUCCACAUAAGAACCAGUAAGAGCUGGUACAACUCUCAUUAAUACAACUUCGACUAAUCAGGCUCCCUAGUUGAGAUGAACCCAGGCGGUUGGUAGCCUGUGAAGGCUCCUCCUGCUACUCUAACAGCUACGAGUUUCCUGUUUUUUCAGAUACGGGGACUAGAUGGCUUUAAAUCAGUGUAAAGGUGGCCCCAGUAUCUCUGAGUACUUGUGUUUCCUUGCCGUUAAGCCAUACUGGUUGUCGGUGGUGCUGACGAUUAUCGGCCACUGCUUGAAUGGGGUUAGCCUCGUGAAGAGUCCCCCAUGUUUCUUCUUCCGGGUUUGGCUCAGUAUGAUAGUAGUGGGCAGCGGCCAAAGGUAAUGGUUAGGGAAUUUGUCUGUUCCACUGAGGUUUUUCUUUUCCUUGGGGAUAGUCUCUUUGAAAAUGUCCAUACCUCAAACAGCAAUGACAUUGUGAGCCGCUGCACGUUGGUGGUCAUGAUGGCUGUGGACCGGUCGUGGCUGCGAUGGUUGGUUGAUACUGUUGUCCAAUGUUAAUGGAAGGGGGUCUGUAGGGUACUUGGGGUGUAGAUAUCUGGUGACUCCUAGCAUCCUGGUACCCGUCCGCAGGUUGCACCGCUUCGGUUAAAGUAUGUGGUCGGCGGUCUCUCACCCACUCUUGGAUCUCCUGCUUAAGGUUGUUAUAACAUUGUUUUAGCAGAACAUGCUAUAGUACAUGCUCCAGUGUAGUGGCUUGGCACCCUUAGAUCCAGUUGACCGCUGCUCUGUGUAGCUGGCAUGCCCAUUCCUUGUCUCACUUUUUUAAUUCUCGGAACCGGCAUCUGUAAGCCUCGGGUGUGACAAGGGCUCUAUUUACCGCAAGGCAAACAAGGCAUUUGCCUUGGGCGGCACUUUCCAGGGGGCGGCAAAAAACGCUGCCCCCAAAUUUCCAGGCAAAUACCUUGUUUGCCUCGUUUUAUGGGAGCCCAAGAGCUGGCCGGCUGGCCACCUUUGGGCUCCCUCAGGGCAGCGGGCGGCUGUUUUUCGGGCGAGCAGUGAGGGAGCACUUUCCCCUGAGCUAUAUUCCGGCUCCCGGCAUCACUCUUUACAAAAGAGCUGAGCAGAGAGCUCAUGGGAAAGUGCUCCCUCGACGCCCACCUGCCUGCACGUCCAGCCGCCUCUCUGCCAGGCAGCCCCACUGGACCCCAGGUGAAAUAUACAUAUAGCUAUCCCAAAAGUAGGGAGGCUGGGUGGAUUUCAAGUUAAAAAAAUAAUAAUAUUAAUAAUAGUGAGUGGGGGAAAUGUGUGUGUGUGUCAGUGAAUGUGAGUGUGUGUGUGUCAGUGAAUUAUGUGUGAGUAUGUGUGUCAGUGAGUGUGUGUCAGUGAAUGUGAGUGUGUGUGUCAGUGAAUGUGAGUGUGUGUGUCAGUGAAUUUGAGUGAGUGUGUGUUGGUCAGUGAAUUUGAGUGAGUGUGUGUCUGUCAGUGAAUGUGAGUGUGUGUCGGUCAGUCAGUGUGUAUGCGUCGGUCAGUGAGUGCGUGCAUCUGUCAGUGAGCCUGUCAGUGAGUGUGUGUCCGAGUAAGUGUAUGUCUGUCCAGGGCCGGACUGGGGAACAAAUUCGGCCCAGGCAUUUUUUAUUUACAGCGGCCCACUGAAAAGGGGGCGGGGCCAGAUAGGGUGUGUUUUGUCAUCCCCAAUGACAAGCACGCCCCAUCUCAAAGUGAGCAUGUUGGUUCAAUGCUCUUCCAGGGCAUGAGAAAAGGGCCCUGUGUUUGAUCUGUACAGCGCAAGCAAAUUUAAUAACAUGCUUGCGUUUUGUUUGCUUGAAACUUGUCUCAGGGGUUUCCAUAAUUGGAAUACUCACUGUAUUCCAUUUAUGGAGACACUAUGUGUUUGCUUAAAUGGAAUCUAGUGUGUGCAUAGGGGUUCCAGAGUGUGAAUGUCAGAAAUGUAGUGUGUGUGUGUAGGUGGUGCAGCGUCUGUGUGUAGGGGAUCUAGUGUGUGUUUGAAGGACUCAGGAGUGCGUAUAGAAGAUCUAGUGAGUGUGUGUGAGUGGUGCAGCAUGUUUGAGGGCUGCUGUGUGUGUGAGGGGUGUAGUGUGCAUUUGUGAGGAGUAUAGUGUGUGUGGGAGGGUGCUGUGUGUGGGGGGGGGUGCAGUAUGUGUGUGUGAGGGUGCAGUAUGUGUGUGUGAGGGUGCUGUAUGUGAGGGCGCUGUGUGUUUGGGUGCUGUGUGUUAGGGUGCUGUGCGACGGUGAUGUGUGUGUUAGGGUGCUGUGUGAGGGUUCUGUGUAUUUGAGGGUGCUGUGUGAGUGAGGGUGCUGUGUGAGUGAGGGUGCUGUGUGAGUGAGGGUGCUGUGUGUGUGAGGGUGCUGUGUGAGGGUGCUGUGUGAGUGAGGGUGCUGUGUGUUAGGGUGCUGUGUGUGUGUCAGGGUGCUGUGUGUGUGUCAGGGUGCUGUGUAUGUGUUAGGGUGAUGUGUGUGUUAGGGUGAUAUGUGUGUGAGGUUGAUGUGUGUGUUAGGGUGCUGUGUGUGUGUUAGGUUGCUGUAUGUGUUAGGUUGCUGUAUGUGUUAGGGUGCUGUUUGGGUGCUGUGUGUGUGUUAGGGUGAUGUGUGUGUAUUAGGGGGAUGUGUCAGUGUUAGGGUGCUGGGUGCUUGGAUCAACAGCAAAAACAUAUGUGAGGAAGGCUGAACUUGAUGGACGCAAAUCUCUUUUCAUCUAUGUAACUAUGUAACUAUCUAACUAUGUGUUGUUUACUCCAAUGGCUGUGCUCCAUAAAACGCCAUCCGAAUUCUUAUUUCUCAUUGAUAUUCAGUCUCCUCUGGGGAUGAGCGUGAUUACACCACUUGUUCUGUCACCCUCCAUUAGUGCCGUGAGAAAGGCAGCCCUUGUGUUUUUUUGCUGGCUGUCUGUUCCCUUGCCUCCAGUAUUUCCUUUAGGGUGGUUCUAUUGAGGGCUACAUAAUUGUUCUCCGUGGACAGUCCAUCGGUUAUCCCGUGUCUUUCUUUCUUUGAGAGGGAUGAUCGCGCUGCUUGCCACCAAUCGUAGCGGAGCUCCUAUACUUGGGCUGAGUAUCUCCGCUGGAAUAUCCCUCAAGCUGAAAGGAAAACACUGUGAAAUGUUAUAGCCCUUAUUCCCCCACACAUCACAUGACACUUGAUUUUUCAGGCAGGUACUGCCACAUAUUUAGUCUGGAUUUCAGUCAUCCGGGGUCAUUUGAUCCAGCUGAAAUUCAGAGCAGACAAUUCCUGAUUACAAAAUUGGAAUAUUUAUAAAUAGUGUUAACAAAGUCUGGAUUUUGCAGAUACAGGGUGAAUAACCCUGUAUAUGUUCAUUGUCUUGGUUAUUGGAGACCUAAGAUUUCCUGCUAUUUUUUCUUACUGCUAUUCUAAUAUGCCUGUCGAUGUAAUACUGCUGUUUGUUUCAUACACUGCUUGCAUCAGAACUUUUUUCACUGGGGUUCUUUGGUCAACUAGGGAAAGGUUGGGUAAGUACACGUAAGAGGUAGCGACCAUCCCUCGAGUCCAGAGAUGAUCAAACUGCACAAACAAUAAAGAUGAGAAAUAAGUCUGGGCACAGGUCUAAGGUGUUGGCAGAUUUACUGGAUAACGAUCAGCAACAUUUUAGCUCUUAAUAUAAAGGCUAACAAGCUUACUAAAGGAUAACAAGCUAAAAAAAAUGGCUCUAUUAGGAGCCAGAAUGUUAUGGGCCAGUCUUAUCUUUUACUGCCUAUGGUCAACUAGUGAACAAUCCAAAAUACCAUGUCUAGUAUAAAUGUUUGUCACAGUUCCAUUAUUUAUCCUGACGCAGAGAAAUUGAAUUUGCAAACUGGUCAUGCUUUUCUCAAUCACACUGUAUUUGGAAUCAUUUCCUCUUAGUAAAAGAAUGCACAACAAAGCAUUUCAACUUCUCUACACAAGAAGAGAAAUCUAAUAACCCUAGCUGUAUAUCUGCCAAAAGAAAAGGUAAACUUAUUAAAAAACUGAAACGUAUAAUGGACAAUAUUUUUACAAGUGUUCAAUGCGGCUUUGAAACCAACUCUCAUUUAACUCUAGUGAUUUCAGACACCAUUCAUACCAAUGCUAAUCCAUCUUGAGAGAAAUCUUACAAAAGCUAUUUCAGAAGCAUCAUCUGCUGCACGGAUUAAACCACGAGAUAAGAACAUCUUCUCUUUCCAUCCUAUGUAAAACUAUGUAAAACUUCAUACUUUGUAUGCAAUUUAUUAUCUUGGCUUCACUCGCCUUUUAGAUGUCGUAACUGUGUUUGCUCUAAGCACAUUUCUUAGAUAGUAUCUUACGACUCUUUGUUUAAAGCAGUGUUUCUGCAAUUACGGCUCAGUCUUCCACUCUAUUUUCUGGUCAAGUACCUUUUACUAGUAUGUAUUCUUUCUGCUGUUUCCUUUUUGAAAUUCUUUAAAUGUAAAUAUAUGUAUUUAGUUUUGUAUUUUUUUUGUUGAGGCAUAAUUUCUGCAAUUAAGCUCGGGAUGUUGUGAGUAGCAAUGCAUGGUUAUUUUUGGAACAUUGUGAUGUUUGUGUAUACCAAGCAAUGCCAGACACGAACAAAGUUCUUUCUGUUUUUGUUUGUUUGAGAAGAAUUUUGUAUGUUUCACCUCUUCACAAUGGCUGCUAUACAAUGUACUUUGUGUCACUUGUGCCAUUAAUGAUGGCCAGGGUACAGACAGGAGUGAGCCUCUACUUCUGCAGGUCCCUUUUAAACCUCUGCGUCUCUUGCAUGCUAAUUAAAUGUUCUAAUGCGUGGGUGAGGAUAAUUAACUCGGAGUGAGUAGGUGAGAGUAUAGAUAGAUGAGGUUUAAUAUAUAGCGGGGUGAGAGGGUAAUUAACUGGGAAGUUAGGUGACAGGGGGGAUGGGUGCAAGUGAAUAAUAAGUGAGGAAUAUGACAAGCUGAAGUGGAGGGUAUGUGAUACAGCGACAUAGGUAGUACGUAACAGGGUGACAUAGUACAUUAAUAGAAGCUAAAGGAAGAACGUCACAAAAGUAUAUGCACAGUUUAGAGCUGUAAACCCAGUAUUAGGUAAGUUCAAUUAAGAAUAGUCAGUCUUGCUUAGGUGGCAGUUGGAGGGGCUCACAUCAGUCCUACAGUUGUCCUAGCAAACGUCAGUAGCUACCAGCAUGGGCAUUGGAGGGAUGGCAUAGUUACUGGACCAUGGAGCAUUGUGACUGAGAGCCAAGCAGAAGAAGGAGGUGCUAAGGGUGACAGAUAAGGACUAAGGUUGCAAAAGUAGUAAAAGCAACUACUCAUUGCCCUAACUCUUUCUGGUUAUUCCCCCAACACUUUCUGGUUUAUUAGCCGUGGGCUGCUGCAAUGUAAAGUGAUAAAUAUCACAAGCCACUCUUAUGUGAGAGAUGAUAAGGAAUAUGUACAAUCAGCCUGAUGAACAUUAUGGGCAAUCUGGACAUGUAGCCUUUGAGUUGAGGGCCUGGUUGAUUCACAAACAAUGCAACCUUUCUUAGCUAAUUUGUCCCCACAGGCUACAGUAGCUUUUAAGCUUCCCUAAAUUUCCAACUGUGAUGAGUCCUGGUUAUUGUUGGACUCUUCACAAGUGUAGGUGUCUGGUAAUAUCCCCUCUGAGGCUGUCUAAUUGAUUAAAUUGCUGUGCAAAGCUGAUAUCAUGAUUGCUCUCAGGCUUAUAAUUUCAAUGCCACUCAGCCUUGCUACUAAAGAUUAGUUGGAGAAGAAAAAUAUAAAUAUUUAUAUGUAUUUUCUGGGAAAAUGUUGGUACUAUCUUGGGGUAGUGCCCUUUUUCUUUUGGCAGUUCCCCUCCCAAAUUGGCCUUAGGGGCCAGGGAUGUUGCCAGGCGAGGGCCCUGAGGGUGUUACUGACACAAUUGAAAAAACCCAAAUGGGAUUUUCAACCCAUUAUGCCACGCCCUGCCUCUACCUUCUCUGAUAGCAGAAACAGUAGGACCUCUUUCUCCAACCCCAAAGGGAAGAGAAAGAUAAAGAGGGAGGAACAGCAUUUGACAUCACACCCUUUCUACUCUCAGAGCUGCAUGGAAUUGGGAAGCUGCAUCUGGGAGAGAAGCUGUGAAGGCUGUAGCUUGACUUGGCAGAGAGGGAUCACUUCUACAUUAGGAACACGGUAAGUCAACUAUGGUAGGCAAACAGAGUAUGCCAAGCUGAAGAAACAGGGGUAUAAUGAGACAGUAACAAGGGAUCGAGGACAGGGAAAUACUUUCCUGAUAAUGUGCUCUCAGAACUCUCUACAUUUGAUAUUUACUCAGCACUUUCCAAUUCUCCUAUACACUGUACUGUUUGUAUACAUUGAUACAAAUUGCAUGUUACCAUGAGUUUAAUUGCUUUGAGAAAUCUGAUACAUUCACAUACAGUGCACAUUAUUGUGAGUUUUAUUGCUGUGGAUUUUUGUGAUACUAGGUAUCUGUACAGGAUACACAGUCCAUUUCAGUGUGUGUGUGUAUGUAUAUAUGUAUAUGGACCAAGCCACUAAACAGUUAAGUGUUUGAGUUAGUGAGUACUAGCUAGGGUUAUGGUUUAUGGUUAGCUAGGGUUACCUAACAGUUUUGAAUCCCUUGACUGCUAUUAAAAUUAUAGCCUCGGCAUACCAAACUUUUAAAAAGUUUAGCUUUAAAAUUAUGAUUCAUUAGUUGCAAUAUUUUUCCUUUAACUUCCAAAAAUGUACUGAAAAGCUAGAUAUGAGGCAUUUUAAACAAUAAACUUAAUGUUGUGUUAAGUAUACAAAUACUGUACCAGAAAACCCCCCAACAAUAUAUAAAAAAAUGUUUCAAACUAAAAUAAAAAAUUAUAAAGCACAGUACAAUCUUAAGUGCUAGUAUAAAAAAAAUGAAGAACAUAUGUAAAAGUUCACUAUGACACUUCACCUGCAACAACCAUAACAGAAUCCUGGUAGGAAAAUUCUAAAUAACAAUAAAUGCAAAAUAAAUGAUGCACAAUAUACAAUAGUGCACCUUAGGUAAAAAAAAACCCCACUCAAUUGGUAAUAUAAAAUGCUAAAGUAUAAAUAUACAAUGUGUAAAAUCACAAAUACAGUAAUAAAGUCUUAAUAAGUACGAAAUAAUAAACAAAAGCAUAUGCCAUUAAUUGUGCAAAUCACAACACGAUUAGUGCAAGGAUUUGCACUUGGGCACUGCGAGCACAGUAGUGGUUAUGGUGCUAAGACUGUUUGACCUAUGAAAAUAAAAUCAGACUUAACUUAUUUUAAAUUUUUAAGAUGGUGUUACAGGUUUUAUAGUUCCAUUGGAGUGGUUGCAUUUGGACUCAAAACAAAUGCAGAAUAUGCAUUUCUCAAAGCCACUGCUGCUGUAAAGACCAACAUAUAUACAAAAUACAUAAUAAGGGAACACCUAUUUUAAGUAAAUAUGGGGUUCAAUGAAACCAUAUGCCCACUUUGUGGUUAAGACCACCUUUGCAUCAAAUUACCCCACUAACGGCAGGUCCUACACUCAUGGUAGAUAAACAUGCUUAAACUGCUUCAGGAGACUCUUCUUAUAUUUAUGCCUUCCUGUGGUCACUUUGAAAGGGAUACCUAGAGUGGAUAGGUGGCACGUUCAACCAAAAGAAAUCCAGUUAAAAAAAUAAAUGCAUUUAAAAAAAUAGUAAUAGAUGGUUUAUGCAUUUUAUAUAUAUUUUAGUGCUUUUUAUAUUAUGUGUGAAUAUGGAGCCUAUUUGUUUAAUACCAUUCUCAGUGUAUUUUAUGCCUGCAUACAUUUACAUUUUUUUUGCUUGAUUGCUGGUCUUGACUGGACUGCAAUGCAACUUUAGAAAAUGGAUUCUUUUUAUUUUGCAGGCUAAAAAUGGCAUUGUGGUCCAAAUCAUCUGAGAAUACUGAUGACCAGUGUUACUUUGAUCAAACAGAUACUGUGAAGCUGGACAAUCAGUCAUUGGCAUCAUUACUACCAUCUAGUGAGUGUGUUAUGUUCGCCCUUGCUCUGUGUAAAAUGAACUCACAUGUACAGCUACCUUUAUUUGUAGUGCUGAAUUCUUUUUUUCUUCUUUCUAAUAUCGGCAUAAAAUAAGAAACAGACUGGAUUAUUUUAGAUUAGAUUACAUAGUGAAUAAAACACUUAUACAGUAGGGAUUGAUUGUGUCUGGCUUCCCUUGUAUCAAUUUGUAAUGUAUGGCUAUAUCCCUCAUGUGUAUAUGGGAUGCAUAAUAGUGAACCAUGUAUAAUGAGAAAUAAUGCCCCUGAUGAUUUGGAGAUAUUGAAAAUAUAGGUGAUAAAGAAUGAUAGAAAAAAUGUGACUGUGACAUAAAUCUGAGAGCUAACUUGUCAGAGAGGAAAUUUAAGUCAUAGUGAUGAAAGGAACAAGGCUGCUGAACCAGGGACCUCCAACUGACCCAGGCCCAAUGAAUGAAAUAGCAACACGUCACUUAUUAGUCAAGGGCUCAGGACUUUAAGGCAUUGCAGAACCAAAUAACAUAACUAGUUCCUAAACAGUUAAGUCUACUCUACCACCAGGUAGACAGAUAACUGAAAUCCCUGAGCUAUAUCCCUGUAAGACAUAGGCAUUCCACAAGACCUGCCUCACCAAAGCUCACCAGAGACGGUGUAACCAUAUGUUAUCAUUUGUACUGUCCAGGAAGUCCAACAAGUGACAUGUGACAAUAAAGAAAAAAAAACAAAUACAGCAAACAAAAAGUGGGACGGAAGGGCAGGGCAAGUUGGGUGUGCUUGUAUCUCACUGCCCUUGUGGUAAGUUCCCUUCACCUCAGAAAAGUAUACAUUCUAAUGUUUACUAGCUGCUUCCCUGUUCCGCUAUGCACAAGUCAGACACAGACACAAACAGGAGGGUAGAGUGAUCUAAGAUGGCUUUCUGUAUAUAUUUAUGUUGAAAAAUUAAUUAUCUGACGUUUAGGAGCUAAAUAAUUUUGUUUCUGUUUAUGCAGCCUUAUCCACACAUCCCCUGGCCAUGACUCACACAUCCUCCAUGAACAAAUUGUCACAUUUUCAAUUCAGAUAUUACAUUACAGUGUGUUUACUUUAGAAGUUUUUGUCUCCUGCUCUAUUAAUUGAACUUUAAUCUCACACAAGGCUCCUGUAGGCUCCAGAAGACUAUUAACAAGGCAGCAUAUAAGAAAUUCUAAAUAAUCCAACACAGUUUUGAGUCUCAGUCAAGGGAUGUGUGGCUAGGGCUGGAUAAACAAAGGGAUUUGAACAUGGGGCAGAGGAUUGAGCAGUGAAAUUGCAGUGGCCUGAUUUUUACAUCAAAACCAUCUUAUUAAGCUAGAAUUGUCUUUUUGCUUAGAGUGUCCCUUUAUGUAUUAUCUCCCAUAUGCUCUGCAGUACUAACUAAAUAUUAAUAAGAGCUAUAUAAUGUUCUUUCAUGAAAUGCAAUCAUUGCCUACAUGGUAAAGACUCUCAAUGUACACUGUAUUACUUGAAUUAAUUAACUGUCUUUUUAAUAAUUUACAGGUCAAUCUUUGGUAGCCAUUCAGAAGAAAUUGAAAUUCACAGUUGCUGCUCUUGCUCUUCUUUAUAUUAUUGUUUUGGCCUUUCUACUCAUUUUUAUUGGGCUUAAAGGUAAAGAUUUACUUGAUGUUAUAAGUAUGUGUGGUUUAUGGCAGACUUUUAAUUAUAAAGUAUAUGUUCCUUAAUAUUAUUAAUUUUAAAAUACAACAAUAAGAAAAUUGUAACCCUGCUUCUUUAUUUUUCUUAAAGGUAAACACAAUUUCAUAUUUGCUUUAUUUAUUAAAGGAACUCUUCAAGUACCAUAACCACUACAGGGCACUGUUGUGCUGCCUGAUUCUUCCUCCUCAUUGUUAGUAGUUAAUUUACUUCCUAACAGUUUAAAGACUUGUUUGGGGUCCACACUGCGCUGGUCACUUCCUUCAUUGAGAUCUGAUAGUUCCUGCACAGACCACACUUUCUACCAAUAAGCUAAGCCCUGCACCUCUCGGCUAGUUUAGGGCUUAUGGAGGAGAUGAGUAGCACCAGUAUACGCCUGGUAAGUUGUCAAACCAUUAACAAAAGGUUUGGGGUCAGGACACUCCUUGUCCCAUAACCAGCAGAGCACACUGCAGUGGUUAUGGUUAUUACAAUUACUCAAGUCCAAACAAUGGUAAUAUGCACAGGGAGUCAGUGCAUUCACUUUAGGGCUUUAGUGUGCUAUGUGGUUUUGUGCAUGAAUGGGCCAACAGGCACAUUUGUACUUAUCGUUAUUAAUAAUAAUAAUAAUAAUAAUAAUAAUAAUAUUAUUAUUAUUAUUUUUGUAAUUUAUAAAGUACCAACAUAUUCCGGAGCACUUCACAAUAUUAUAAAAUGGGGAAAUUUAAUAAUAAAUGAGACAAAUGCAAACUGUUACAGGAAAUAUAGGUUGAUAAAAAAGCUGCUCAAAUGAGCUUACAAUCUAGAGGAGGUGGGGUGUAAAACACAACAGGACAGGCAUUGAGGGGGAUAGCCACCAAAGAGUGAAGCAGAACUGAAGGAGAGAGUUGAGUGCUGCCUUUUAGGAGAGAGGAAGAAACAGGUUAAGCAAGAGACAGGUUUGUGAGAUAGAAGUUACUCUGGGAGGCCCUAAGCUUUCCUGAAGAGAUGGUUUUUGAGGGACAACUUAAAUGAUUGAAGACUAGGGGAGAGUCUGAUGGUGGUAGGCAGGGUAUUCCAAAGGAAGGGAGCCACCCACGGGAAAUCCUGCAAGCAUGGGUUUGUCAGUGGAUGCGAGCAACAGACAGGAGAAAGUCACCAGCAAAGCGGAGAGACUGAAAAAGGGCAUUUUUUUGAAUCAGUGAAGAAAUAUAAUAGAGCUGUUAAAUGCUUUAUAGUUAGUAUUUUAAAUUGACUUCUAUAGGAUACAGGAAGCCAACGUAAGGACUACAGAGAAGUGAGGUUUAGAGGAGUGACAGUGGAGGAAAAUUAAUUCAUUACAGGCUUUAGCAAGGCAAUACGGAUUUUGAGAAGAUCAAUUACCAGAGAAUUACAAUAAUCAAUGCAAGAAAUUACUAGAGCAUGAACAAGCUCUUUGGCAACUUCUUGUUUUUUAAGGUGGAAUCCACAGUAUUUAGCAACAGACUGGACACACACAAAGAUGAAGCCAGAGUUAAAGAAAACACAGAGAUAGAGAUCUUGCAAGGAUGGGCUAAUGCAGAUACCAUCAACUUAAAGGGAGAGCAAAAGAGGAGGAUCAGUAUUAUCAGGAGGAAAGAUGUGAAGCUCAGUUUUAGAGCGAUUGAGUUUAAGAACACAAGAGGAUAUCCAAUCAGAGAUGAAAGAAAGGCAAACAGUGACAUGUUGUAGGAUGGCAGGGGAGAGAUCUGGGGAGGAGAGAUAUAUCUGAAUGUCAUUGGCAUACAGAUGGUGGCAGAAUCCAAAUGAAGUAAUACAUUUGACAAGAGAGGCAGUAUAAAGAGAAAACAGAGGAGUACCAAGAACAGAGUCUUGGGGGAGAAGGAAAACAUGAUAAACAGUGUCAAAGACAGCAGAGAGGUCAAGAAGAACUAGUAUGGGGCAGUGGCCUUUGGCUUUAGCCACAAUUAGAUUUGUAACUUUAAUCACAGUGCUCUUAGUAGAGUCGAGGGAGCAGAAGCCAGAUUGAAGAGGGUUGAAGAAAGAGUUGAAAUUGAGAAAGUAAGCCAAAUGGGUAAAGACAAAUCUUUCCAGAAGCUUUGAGGAAAAAGUAAACAGGGAUAUGGAUUGAUGGUUAAAAGGGGAAGAUGGGUCAAGAGAUGGCUUUUUUAUGACAGGUACUACAGUAUAGGAGAGAGAGCAGCGACAAAGCCAGAAGAAUAAGAGCAGUUAAGGAAGGCACAAGACAAGAGGAGAGAGAUCUGAGAAGGUGAGAAGGGACAGGAUCAAGUGAGCAAGUAGUGGGGCGAGAGGAAAAGAGAAGAGCCGCCACCUCUUGUUCAGUAACUCUGGAGAAGGUCUGAAGUUUAGAUAAGGCAUGAUCCAAGUACAAUUGAGAAAGAGAAGGAAAGGGGGGAGUAAAGUAGUCUGUAAAGUAGUAUGCAAAACUAUUGGCUGUAAGGGUAGUUUUGAGGGUGACCAUAGCAGGGCAAAGAAGAUAGUUGAAGGAAUUAAAGAUACGUGGGAUUAUGGGAGCAUGAACUUAUGAGAGCGGAAGGGUAUGAUUGUUUAGCAAGGGUGAGGGCUGUGCUGUCCAAACGUAAGAUGAAUCUAUAAUGGAGAAAGUCUGACAAGGUGCGAAACUUCAUCCAGCAGCGUUCAGCUGAACAGGAGCAUCUCUGAGGGAGAAUGUAUGUGUUCUUUUCAGGACACCUGUCCCCGCACCACUCAUGGCGUCCUUGCUUACCCCAUCACUGUGAGCGGGGUCUUGCGGUUCCGGUUCUGGUCCACGGCUUGUGGCUGUCCCUGCCGCUGCUCCCCAACUUGACAGUGUUUCUGACUCGGCACGCUCCAAGGCAGCUUCCUUAUACGUGUGUCAGACCCAUCACUGUUCACAAGAGAGGGAAAAGACACCUCCCAUGUUGUAAUUAACACUAAUUGGAAGUUAGCCAAUCAGACACACCCUGUGUGUAUAUAAGUUUACCUUCCCCUUGCCUCAGUGCCCUGUUGUGGUCUUUCAUAGCCCAAUAGCGCGUUUGUAUUGUGGUUCAUUCUCUGGUUACUGACUUUGGCUCAUUUCUCAUUUACUCUGUUUUCUGUGAUCCUUGACCUCGGCUUGUACUCUGACUACUCUAUCUCUUUUGCAUAGCCCGGCCAUUCUAAGGACCGGUAUUGCAAUAUCUGUGUGUCUGUGAUCUGUCUGCAUGUUUGGGUUCUCCUGGUAAUCGUGACAGUUCUCUAGCAGAAUGCACCUUUCAUUAACUCAUUGAAAUCGGGAAUAAAACCUCCCACAGCUCUCCAAUUGAAAGCCUUGGAGUUGCUACUGACAGUUUCAAAUAGAAAUCAGCACUUUUAUAAAUUGCAAUUAAAAGGAGAUGCUCCUUAAGCAUAAAGCAGUGCAGCAAGCUGAAGUGCUUUAUGUGUGUGGAAUAUCCCUUUAAAAGGCAUUUGAUAUGUUUGUACCAGCUGAAAAGCAUGCCCUAACAAAAUGUGCUAUGCAUUCAUUUGAUUGAAAUAUUUCUCCAUAAAAUACUGACAAUAAAUCUUAAAAUGAAAUAGAAUUCCUGAUACGUUUAUGCUGAUGAAAGGUUCCACUUGCCUCUGUCCCAAAGCCAUUAUACUGAGCAAUUUGAAUUAUCUUAUAUAGCUAGAUGUGUUCAAAGUUAGCAUUGGAAUAAGAUAUUUAGUUAAAGUUAGAGUUAGUGAUAAGGUUGGGGUUAGUGUUCCUUUAAUUUUAGCACUGCAAUAAGUCUAGCAGCAAGUUCUCUUUCCUAAUAUAAGUCCGACGGCUGAUAUCUCUGCUGACUUUAGAGAGUGGGAAACUAGAGAAAGUUGGUGAUUUCUCCUAUUCCUGCAAUUUACCGGUGAAAGGUUCUCUAUGGGGUAUUUGCUGAGAGCAUAACAACACCUCAUAUUUCAAUGCAUGAUAUAAUUACGAUGAAUUACUGGAAUUAAUUGCUACAGGAAUCUUCAUCUCUGUGAAUGCUGGGGUUUAAAACAUGAUCUGUCCUUUAACAUAACACUUUUCUAUAUCUCUUUUUUUUUUUUAUCCAGCUAACACAGCAGUUAAAGAUGGGAAUAAUGUACAAAAAAUGGAAGCAAGUCAUCAAGACGAAUGGGAUUUGAAAGAACCAAAUGAACAAAUGUUGCCUGAUUUUUCCAUUAUUCAACAGGAAUUUGCUCAAAACAUUUCUGAUAUUAAAUAUGAGCUGUCUGUAAAAUCAUCACAUCUGCAAACAUUAAAUCAACUGUUAAACCAAACUUUAAUGCAAAAUCAAGACCGUGACAAGGUUGUCACAGAAAUUCAGAAAGCACUGGAAUCCCUGCAAACAGUACUGGGUCAUUUUCAGACGGAAAUAGAUUUGCUCAACUUAACAUUUACAGAAAAUGUGUACAGAUUGCAGGAGGUAAGAUCUAGACUCACUUAUCAGAUCUGCAUCGAAACUGAACACAUUCUAAUCCAACAGAACAAGAAGUAAAAUUCUAAUAAUAUACAUGCUUGCAUUAAUAUAUACUGUUGUAUAUUUAUAAUUGUAUAUAUUUAUGCUAUGUCUGUUAGAGACACAAUACCGCUUCAGAAUGUCUACAUCUUUUGGAUAAGUGGAUAUGUCCACACAAAACAUGAGGUGGUGGUCAAUGCUUACCUUUGCUAAAUGUUUUAACUGCUUUUAAAGAAACACUUCUAGCACUUCAAACAAUUACAUUGUCACCCACAUAACACACAGACAAAACACAAACAUCAUAGUCACAAACAUCAUAGACACAUCUACGGCAUUCAUUACAUAGUCAAAAUAUACAAAUCACAUACAAUCACACCACACCGAACUGGUCAAACAUUCAUCACAGACAGCACAGCCCUGAAACAACCCUGCACACAUAAAACUCCCCCCACACAACACACACUUACACAUCAUGCACAGCCUUUCUACACAAACAACUCAUUGAGUUUGUCUUAAAAACUUAAAUGAUGCUAAUUUGACCAUUUAUUAUCUAAAAGACACACAUAUAGAAUUACACUCUUAAAACCACACUCACAUACAUUUACACGCUCAGAAACACAAAUACAUACAUAAUUAGACCCUCAAGGACAAGCAAGGACAUGAACAUAUAUGAGCAUGAACAGAAUAUAUAAGUGCCCUCCCAGGCUCUCUUUUGUCCUUGCCCCCAUUAAAAUAACUCUGCAAAGAGUUGCUUCUAUUUUUACUGGCCACCUAUAUAAUCUAUGUAUUAGAUAAGCUAUGUUUUAAUAUUGAGCAUCAGAAAAUGUGAGGAUUAAACACAAAAACAAAACAAAAAACACAGACCAUUUUGCAUUUUGUCAUGUCAUGCAGUAAUUUUACAAUGUAAAAGCUGAAGAAGUGUAAAUAAAUCUAUGUAAACAUUCUUCCUUAAGGAUAUUGUGCAACUCAAAUCACGUUUCCACAAUGCAUCAACGGAUAUUUCUAAUGUGAAAGAACAGUGUACCUCCCUGGAUAGGGAAAUGAAAGAAGAAGUGCAAUUAUUAAAUACAAUAACAAAUGACCUCAAAUUAAAAGAUUGGGAGCAUUCAAUAACAUUGCAAAAUUUAACAUUAAUUCAAGGUGAGCUGUACAAUUGUCAAUAUCCCUGUCCAUAUUUUUUAAAUAUUAUAAUCAAGUCGUUUUUAUUGAUAGAUUAAAAAACAUAACAAUAUAAUUCUAAAACAAACAAGUAAUGAACAUAUUAUAGUAAAAAAAAAAUAUAUAUAUAUAUAUUUUAAAUUACAAAAUAAAUAAAAGGAUAAAAUAAGAAAAGAAAAGGAAAAAAAAGGGGGGGGGGAUCCAUCAGUUUUAUUUUUAAAUAUUCUUAUUUAAACAUAUUGAAAAUAUUGCUUAUGUUUGUCAUUAAUAAUCUAUAUAUAAGAAUAUAAAGCCAAUAUACCAUUACAUCACAAUGCAACACAAGAACUAAUCUGCUGACUUUCCAAAAUGUUCAUAAAUAGUUGCUUAUGUCCACACAUCUGAUCACAUUCAAUAUAUCCUUUGACAUAACUUUUAACUCUAGCAACUGUUUAUUUUACAUGUAAAAGAUGAAUGGGUAUAAUUAAUUACAUGUUUUAAAAUCCUUCACAACAAAGAGUUAUGUAAUGGCUGUGUUAUCAUGACAGUCCUGGUACAUCAUCUUUCAGGGAGAUUAAGGUACAUUUUAAGUCACAUUAUAAAAAGACAAGCCACAUAAUCUACACUAUAUAUUUUUAAUUUUCAUUAUAAUACUUUAUCCUUUAUGGGCUAAAAUAUCAAAUAAAAAUAAUAUUAUUAUUCUAUAAAUUAAGCUGUGUACUUGACAAAUAAUUAUUUUAUUCUGUGCUGUCUAUAUAGGUCCACCAGGUCCAAAAGGAGAACAUGGUGAGAAAGGACUGAAAGGUGAUCCAGGUGACCAGGGACGAGAAGGUGCGAGAGGUAAAUGCACUUAAUAUUUUAAUAUGUAUGUCAUUUACAACAUUCUUUUUAGUGUAAUGUUAUAUUUUGAUUGCAUUACAAAUUAGUCCAUAAAGGCCAAAUACUGACUAGCAUAUGUUUGCUUAAAGGGACACUAUAGUCACCAGAACCACAAUAGCUUAAUGUAGUGGUUCUGGUGCCUAUAGCGUGUCCCUGCAGGAUUUUCAGUGUAAAUGCAAAUUUUUCAGAGUAAAGGCAGUGUUUACAUUGCUGCCUAGUAAUACCUCUGGGUGCAGUCACUCAGAUGGCCAUCUGAGUGACUGCACCCAGAGGUAUUACUAGGCAGCAAUGUAAACACUGCCUUUACUCUGAAAAAUUAGCAUCCUAUUUCAGUGGUGAAAUGUAUGCACCCCUAUGAGGAGUUAAGGAUUUUGCAUGGGCAAUAGCCUCCCAAUGCCUCCCUCUAGGACAGCAUUGCAUUGGCGGAGAUUAUCAAGCUUGUUGAUCUCAGCAAUAGAGGUGAAGCCAGCCAUGUUAACACCAGCACGAUGUUAGAGAAAAAGUAAGUAUAUCUGACUUUUUCAUGCACUUGGAGGGUGGCUGGGUAUCUAAACAUUGAACAGGUUACUAUAGUAUUCCUUUAAUUAGCUAUGACAGGUCAAUACAGCCUUGCUGCCAAAUGAGUCGGCACUCACAUUUUGAAACAGGAAUUGAAAGAAUAUAUUAUUAUAAUGAGUAUACCAUCAAUGGUCAGUCAAGUGAUUGUAUAAGCUUCAUAAGUACAGUUUAUUCAGUUUUUUUGUUUUUUUUAAAACCCCUCAAUGGGGCAAAUAAAACAGUCCAUGACACUCAACAUCUCCUGGUCUGAUACAUAUAUUUUUAAAUUAUUUAUUUUAAAUGAAGAGAGACUUUGUGGAUUCCCGGUCACCUCAGCGGGACUUAGCUGCGAAUGUUAUGGAACUGUUUUCAACAUGAGGUGACCGUGCGGUUCCUGGACAACUUGGCUCACGGUUUUGAACCACUUUGAAAUCCACCAGGAGAGCGCUUUUUGGAGGGAAGGUGCCUGAGACUAAGCGGAACAAAUGCUACCUAAGAGCCAGACGGAGCCCAUAUUGUGGCCGCAGGAGCUCCCGAAAGUUGACCGGCAAAAGCACCAAACGCCCUGGAACUAUUUUGUGUGGCCGGUUAGAACUUUAACAAUAAUUGCUAUUUGGAGAACUUGGGCUCUCAGAUCAGGGCUAUUUAACAAUGUAUUAUUUGUGGGGUUUAUGUUUUUAUUAUGUUUGUGGGUAUUUUUAUGUUUUAUAUUUUUAUGUUUGACAGUAUAUAUAUAUAUAUAUAUAUAUAUAUAUAUCAGUCAAUAUUUAUUAUAUGAUACUUAUGUUCAGGCUACCCUGGAAGUAAAGGAGAAAAAGGAAUGCCUGGAUUACAAGGGCCAAAAGGAUCACCAGGAAAUGCUGGUAAGCAUAGAUAUUGCACAGAGUAUGUUAGGAAGUGCAACAGUAUAUUUGUAGUUAUGCUCCAAUAACUAAUCAGUUAAAUCUGUUAAAAUUUAACUAUUCAAAAAUAGUGAUGUCCCGAACGGUUCGCCGAACGGUUCGCGAAUGGGUCGCCACCAAUGGUUCACCACGGACUCAUCAUUGAGUAAACUUUGACCCUGUACCUCACAGUCAGCAUACACAUUCCAGCCAAUCAGCAGCAGACCCUCCCUCCCAGACCCUCCCACCUCCUGAACAGCUCACUAAGAAUGCAGCUUCACAAUGAAUGUAAAAUGGAUGCUGUCCAGGAGGUGGGAGGGUCUGGGAGGGAGGGUCUGCUGCUGAUUGGCUGGAAUGUGUCUGCUGACUGUGAGGUACAGGGUCAAAGUUUACUCAAUGAUGAGUACUUGGCGAACCGUUCGGCGAACCGUUCGGGACAUCACUAUUCAAAAAUGUAUAGCAUGGCGUAUAUAUGUAAACAAAAUAAAUACAAGAGCAAACAAUGAACUACCAUUUGUGCAAAUUGCCUGAAUGCAGGGUGGAUGCGUGUUGCAGCCAGUGCAUUGUAUAAUGUCAGACAGUGCUGUAAUUCUAGACCUGGACUAUCCAGAGUCUAUUAAAGAGUCAAGUACAAUGACCUAGUGUCAGGUUCCUUGGAUAAAACUGCUAGGAAUGAGCCCCCAUCACAGCAAAGAGAGGUUAACAAGUGCGGUUGUGCUCAAUGAAUGGGUAUUUUAUAGUACAAAAUGUGCUCAGUGUGUGAGUCAGUGUCUGAGAGUGUAUGAGUCUGUCGUGGUUAAUAACUUUAUUGACUUUAUUUUUAUUAUAGUAUUCAUGUUUGUAAAAAAAAAAAAAAAACACAGCCUUUAGUUAUUUUUUAUGAUGGCUAAUAUACCUUAGUAAAAUAAUUGUUUUGUACUAUUUUGUUAAACGUCUUCUGCAUUUAGAGUUAAAGAGAAUGGUCUUACUGAAAGCUGUUUAUUUUUUUCUAUGGUACACAAGGAGAAAAGGGUCAAAAGGGAGAAAAGGGUGAGAUGUCUUACAGUAGUAGUUCACUAGGUGAGUAUUAUAAAUUAUAUAUAAGACUCUUAAAUUGUAUUAUAUUAACAAAAUGGUUGGUUUAUGAAACUAUAAUGGUAUUCAGUAUAAUUCAAUAAGAAAAGUAUCACUUUGAUGGGUUCAGAAUAUAACCUCAUUGGACCCAUAUUUCACUGAGUGAAUUAUAUUUUCAUAUACCAUGCUGCUGGAUAGGUCGCAUCACACCAUAAAUUAAAACUGGUAAUGCACAGCAUGACAGACUGUGUACUGUGCAGCAUGGGAUUAAUAAUGUCAGGGUAUCACCAUUAAAUACGGGAUUAUACCAGGUAUGAGGGACCAACAGAAUGGGGGAUCAAUGAGCAUAGUGAGAAGUAUGUGUGCAGUGAUUGACCAGAGAGAGAGUCAUAUCCCAUUCCUCUCUACUUUCUGCAUACUGAAAUGUGACUAGAACCUAGUGUGCCAAGACAGUACAGAGACAUGGAGCCACAAGUUGCAACAGCAUAGGUGAGCAGAGCCAAAAGUUAGGUACCCCACAGUCUGAGUUUGAGUACAUGUGGCAAAAAGCUUUGGCAUACCUUGGCCCCAACCUAACACUGGCGAACACAUUGCUCUAUGAGCACAGAUUCGGAUGGAGCUGCACCAAGAGCAACACAGAGCAGCACCAAUGGUAUCCAUGUUGUCCUCAUGUAUCCAUGUUGACCUCAAAGUGACUCGUUCAUCCUUAUGUGCCUUUGAUGAGGAUAAAAGAAAUGCUGCAACCUCAGCUGAAGCAUUGGUAUUGGGCUGCUGGCCUCUGAUCCUACCUUGCUGCUGUUCUUGCAUUGGUGGAUGAGCCAGAGGAGCUCACUGCUCAUCCAGCUGAAGUACUGCCAUCAGGACAAAGUGCCACUGACCUCUGUCUCAAACUGGCUCUUGUCCCUGUAGGUGUUGGAGUGGAAGAGAACUUUAUGUUGGUGGAUGAGCAUGAGAAGUAUACUGCAUCCCCAGUUUUGAUUGCCCCACUGGCAUGUGAUCAUAAUGGUGCUCUUUUUGGUCAGUAAGAGUGGACAAUUGGUGAUACAUCCACUCUCCACCCAGAGCAGGCAGUCCAUUUCCUAAUCAGCUGCCAAGACCUAAGAUAUUGUAGAAGUGUACAGACAGUGAACUGUGUUGCUUCACAAAGUUUUCCAGGAUCAGCAGAGAAUACAGCUUCAGCAAUCAGUCAGCAUAGGCAUUUUUUUUUAAUGAAUUAGUAGGCAAUUAACAUCCUAUUCUCCUGUUUCACCCCUCUUACAAUGCCAUUCCCAAAAUUAUCCAGUGUAAUCAUUAAUGUACAUUAAUGUGGAACAGCAUUACUUCAUAUUUUUGCCAGCAGCAGAGGCAGAUAGUAGCAGGUAGUGAUGUACCGAACUGUUCACCGGCGAAUAGUUCCUGGCGAACAUAGCGUGUUCGCGUUCGCCACUGCGGGCGAACACAUGGGCGGUUCGAUCCGCCCCCUAUUCAUCAUCAUUGAGUAAACUUUGACCCUGUACCUCACAGUCAGCAGACACAUUCCAGCCAAUUAGCAGCACACCCUCCCUAGCAGACCCUCCCACCUCCCUCCCAGCAUCCAUUUUAGAUUCAUUCUGAAGCUGCAUGCUUAGUGAGAGGAGGGAAAGGCUAGCUGCUGCUGAUUACAUAGGGAAAUUGAUAGCUAGGCUAGGGUAUUCAGUGUCCACUAUAGUCCAGAAGGACUCAUCUGAUCUCUGCUGUAAGAACAGCACCCCAAAAAGCCAUUUUUAGGGCUAGAACAUCAGUCUGCUUUAUUUUAUUUUUUUUCUGUGUAAUGUAAUUGCAGUUGCCUGCCUGCCAGCUUCUGUGUCAGGCUGGAUGCUGUGCCCAUUUGCACAGUCAGUGCCACCACUCAUAUCUGUUGUCACAAUAGCUUAAGGUUUACAUUUAAAAAAAUAAUAAUUUUUCACUGUAAUAGAAGAGCAGUUUCCUGCCUGCCAGCUUCUGUGUCAGGCUGGAUGCUGUGCCCAUUUGCACAGUCAGUGCCACCACUCAUAUCUGUUGUCACAAUAGCUUAAGCUUUACAUUUAAAAAAAAUAAAAAAUUUCACUGUAAUAGAAGAGCAGUUGCCUGCCUGCCAGCUUCUGUGUCAGGCUGGAUGCUGUGCCCAUUUGCACAGUCAGUGCCACCACUAAUAUCUGUUGUCACAAUAGCUUAAGCUUUACAUUUAAAAAAAAUAAUAGAUUGAAGAGCAGUUAGUUGUCUGCAAGCGUCUGGGUGUCAGGCCUCCUUCAGUGUGUGCCCUGCAGAACCCUGCCAGCAUACUUUGACAGUUGCCACUCAUAUCUGGUGUCUCUGUAGCGUGCUUUUACAAAGAAAAAAAGGUUUCCAGUGUAAGCUAAUAGCAGUCAGUGUCCUUCAAGCGUGUGUGUCAGGCCUACAGCCUGUGCUCUGCACACCUGUGCCAGCGUACUUUGACAGUUGCCACUCAUAUCUGGUGUCACUGUAGCGUGCUUUUACAAAGAAAAAAAGGUUUCCAGUGUAAGCUAAUAGCAGUCAGUGUCCUUAAAGCGGGUGUGUCAGGCCUUCAGCGUGUGCUCUGCAGAACUGUGCCAGUGCACAUUGCCACUCAUAUCUGGUGUCACAGUAGCUUGCACGCAUAGUACCACUAAUCCAAAAAAAAAAUGACAGGCAGAGGCAGGCCACCCCGCAGGGGCCAUCGUGGUCGUGGUGCUGUGAUUCCCUUUGGCCCUAGAAUAAUGCCCAGUUUUCAGAGGCCACGUACCCUGAACUUGAAAAGUUCUGAGGACAUAGUUGACUGGCUAACACAGGACACCCAAUCUUCUACAGCCUCCGCUCAGAACCUUGACGCACCAUCCUCCUCCAGCUUAGCUUCAGGCACCUCUCAAGAUACCACUCACCCGCCUGCCGCCACCACCAAAACUAGCACCACAGCCGCUUCGGUCGGUAUGUCAGAGGAGUUAUUCACACAUCCGCUUGAAGAAAUGAGUGAUGCGCAACCAUUAUUGCCAGAGGAUGUAGAUAACAGGGAUAUGUCUCAGGCAGGCAGCAUUACACACAUGGACGUAUGGUGUGAUGAUGAUGAUAUUGUACCUGCUGCUGCUUCCUUUGCUGAGUUGUCAGAUACAAGUGAAGCGGUUGAUGAUGAAGAUGCGUCCAUGGAUGUCACGUGGGUGCCCGCUCGGCAAGAAGAAGAAAAGGGCAAAAGUUCAGAUGGGGAGACAGAGAGGAGGAGGAGGAGACGAUUUGGAAGCAGGGGGAGGUCGUCGCAAGGAGCUAGUGGCACAGUCAGACAGCAUGCAUCGGCACCCGGGGUCAGCCCGACAGCACGCCAAUCAACGCAUGCUGUGUCCACCACCAGAAUGCCGUCAUUGCAGAGCUCAGUGUAGCGGAUGGCACUGGGCUGUCCUGCAAAUGUAUUGUGAAUAACUGCAUUCGUGUGAUCUGCUGUUGUUAUAUGUAUUUAAAAGAAUUGUAUUCCUCUGAUUGUUUGGUAGAAUCAUUCGAAUAAACUAAGGGAAUGAAACUACCGAACAAGCAGACCUCCCCUGUGUAAAGUGUGUCCUCAAUUACCCAUUGCAACAUUGUUGCGAACGGGUAAUUGACAAGUUAAGUAUCCGUCCUUUGUUCUCGGGGUGGCCGCCAUUCGACAAACGAACACGUGGCGGCGGCCAUUUUAAAACUCCCGAACAGCGGUGUUUUGCCGUCGAGUGUCUGGAACUCAAAUCGGACACUCGACUAGGUGAACACCGCUGAAUCCUCCACAAGCCCGGUCCGUUCAGUUCCUAACUACCGAACGGCCCCUCGUUCGGUAGAUAGAAAGAACCGAACGAGGGGAUUCAGGCGAACCCUCCCUAGUCUCUAUAGCUAAAGGAUUUCGUGCAAUUUGUUCCCUUAUUCCAGGACCAACCGGAGGGCCCAUUCGCAUGGAACCGCAUUCGGCUAUCUCAGUCAGUGCGGUCGGUCAUUUUAUUCCCUCCAUACAUUUCCCGAACCCCUGGUCUGAUCUGGAUAUGAUUUUUGGAUAUGUUGCUCACCCAGAUCAGGGCUAUCAGGGGAUGUAGGAUUUAAAGGGGUACCCCUACGUUUAGGGGUACAUCCAGAAACGGGGGGAAUUGCUAGACUGGAUAAGGGGAUUAUGAUGCAGGCUGAGGGGAUGAGAUGUGUGGGAGGUUACCAGGACAGGAUUGGCUACUGUACUAAUGAUUGUAAAUCCCUCCCUUGCAUGGGAGCAUGCUUUAAAAGGACAGUGUGGAUUAAAAGAGUUCAGUUCUGCUCCUGAAACUGUGUGUCGUCCAGUUAUUGGGAUUGCUGUGGGGAUAUUGCUGUUAUUUUACCUGAUGGAAACCUUGCCUGUGGAUUUAUUAUUUACUUGUUCCUGAGCCUCACUUGGAUUAUAAGCGGAGAUAACCUGGGGAAUAUUGCCUCUCCGCUACACUCAGCAGUGUGGAAUUUUUUUUGUGUGUCUACCUCUGACAACAGCGAUUCCAUUUGCAACCUGUGCCAAAAGAAACUGAGUCGUGGGAAGUCCAACACCCACCUAGGUACAACUGCUUUGCGUAGGCACAUGAUCUCACAUCACAAACGCCUAUGGGAUCAACACAUGAGUACAAGCAGCACGCCUACUCUAAGCUGCCAUCCUCCUCCUGGUCCAGCAUCUUCAGCCACGUCAACCACUGCUGUCCUCCUUGCCCCCUCUCAACCAUCCGCCACUCCGUCUCCCGCCUUGAGCAGUUCACGCUCAUCUGCCCACAGUCAUGUGUCUGUCAAGGACAUGUUUAAGCGUAAGAAGACAAUGUCAGAAAGUCACCCCCUUGCCCAGCGUCUGACAGCUGGCUUGUCCGAACUAUUAGCCCGCCAGCUUUUACCAUACAAGCUGGUGGAGUCUGAGGCGUUCAAAAAAUUUGUAGCUAUUGGGACACCGCAGUGGAAGGUACCGGGCCGAAAUUUCUUUUCACAAAAGGCAAUCCCCAACCUGUACUCGAUUGUGCAAAAGGAAGUAAUGGCAUGUCUGGCACACAGUGUUGGGGCAAGGGUCCAUCUGACCACUGAUACCUACACUGCGCAUUGGGUAAACAUGCUGACUGCUGCCGAGCAUGGAAUGCAUGGCUCUGCAGAGGAGUUGGUGACACCGCCACGACUUGCAGGCAGUCCUGCUGCCACCUCCUCUACUCCUCCUACUCCAUCCUCUUCCAUAACCUCCUCGGCUGAGUCUUCUUCUGCUGCUGCGUCUUGCUCCACAUCAAUGGCACCCCCCCUGCUCCCCAGGUACUAUUUCACAUCCCGGAUAUGGCAGUGUCACGCCGUCUUGGGUUUGACUUGCUUGAAAGCAGAGAGUUACAGCGGACAAGCACUCCUGUCCGCCCUGAACGCACAGGUGGAAAAGUGGCUGACUCCACAGCGACUGGAUAUCGGCAAAGUGGUUUGUGACAACGGAACAAAUUUGUUAGCGGCAUUGAAGUUGGGCAAGUUGACACAUGUGCCGUGCAUGGCACAUGUGUGUAAUCUGAUCGUACAACGCUUUGUGCAUAAGUACACAGGCUUACAGGAUGUCCUGAAGCAGGCCAGGAAGGUGUGUGGCCAUUUCAGGCAUUCCUACACGACCAUGGCUCACUUUGCCGAUAUCCAGCGGCGAAACAACAUGCCAGUGAGGCGCUUGAUUUGCGACAGCCCGACACGUUGGAAUUCAACACUCCUAAUGUUCGACUGCCUGCUCCAACAAGAAAAAGCCGUUAAUGAAUAUUUGUAUGACCGGGGUGCUAGGACAGCCUCUGAGGAGCUGGGAAUUUUUUUGCCACGUUACUGGACGCUCAUGCGCAAUGCCUGUAGGCUCAUGCGUCCUUUUGAGGAGGUGACAAAUUUAGUCAGUCGCACCGAAGGCACCAUCAUCGACAUCAUACCAUUUGUUUUCUUCCUGGAGCAUGCCCUGCGAAGAGUGCUGGAUCAGGCCGUAGAUGAGCGUGAAGAGGAAGAGGAAGAGUUGUGGUCACCAUCACCAUCAGAAACAGCCUUAUCAGCAUCGCUUGCUGGACCUGCGGCAACACUGGAAGAGGAUUGUGAGGAAGAGGAGUCAGAGGAGGAAUGUGGCUUUGAGGAGGAGGAGGAAGACCAACCACAACAGGCAUCCCAGGGUGCUCGUUGUCACCUAUCUGGUACCCGUGGUGUUGUACGUGGCUGGGGGGAAGAACAUACCUUCAUUGACAUCAGUGAGGAAGAGGAACGGGAAAUGAGUAGCUCGGCAUCCAACCAUGUGCAAAUGGGGUCUUUCAUGCUGUCGUGCCUGUUGAGGGACCCUCGUAUAAAAAGGCUGAAGGAGAACGACCUGUACUGGGUGUCCACGCUACUAGACCCCGGUAUAAGCAGAAAGUGGUGGAAAUGUUACCGAAUUACAAGUAUGAAAGGAUGCAGCAUUUGCAAAAUAAAUUGAAAAGUAUGCUUUACACAGCGUAUAAGGGUGAUGUCACAGCACAACGGGAAUCUAACAGGGGAGAGGUGGAAGUCAUCCUCCUCCUCCCAUGACCACGCCGGCAAGGACAGGACGCUUUAGAGACGUGUUGUUGAUGGAGGACAUGUGGACCUUUUUAAGUCCUACGCAUCGCCACAGCCCUUCGGGAUCCACCCUCAGAGAGCGACUCGACCGACAGGUAGCAGACUACCUCGCCUUAACUGCAGAUAUCGACACUCUGAGGAGCGAUGAACCCCUUGACUACUGGUGUGCAGGCUUGACCUGUGGCCUGAGCUAUCCCAAUUUGCGAUAGAACUUCUGGCCUGCCCCGCUUCAAGUGUCCUGUCAGAAAGGACCUUCAGUGCAGCAGGAGGUAUUGUCACUGAGAAGAGAAGUCGCCUAGGUCAAAAAGUCUAGAUUACCUCACCUUUAUUAAGAUGAAUGAGGGAUGGAUCCCGAAGGGACUGACACUGGGCGAUACAUUAGAUUAAAAAAGGCCUGAUGAGAUGAGCUGCCUUGGGCUAAAAAUGGUCCACACGCUGCUGUAUUUAGCUCUGAAUGCCGGUUGACUUGCGUGACUUAUCCGCCACCAACUAGAGUUCAAGCCGCCAUGUUUUAGGGCACUUUCUGCCUGCGAAACAAACAUAAAUUUUUCUGGGCUGCAACAAUACCGAAUUUUUCAGGCAUGUGUACAUGCCUAAUUUUUAGGCCCUCUGGUGCUGCACUGUGGCUUCAAAAACCAAACCAAAAAAAAGGCACAUAGUGACCCUAUGUAGGGGGAACAGUCGAUAUUCUGCUCUGUGUCAGUGUGUAUCAGGGAUUUGACUAUCUUUAUUCAGAUUCCAAAAUUACAAUCCCAGGAAAAAUGUAACAAACAUUUACAAGAACAUGUUAUGCACAUCAUAGAAACAACGUGAAUUCUGCUCUUUGUCAGUGUGUAUCAGGGGCUUUGAGGAUGGGGAACUGUCUCUAUUCUGCUCUUUGUCAGUGUGUAUCAGGGGCUUUGAGGACAGGUGUCAAUCCAUAUCUGCCAAGUGACCCUAUGUAGGGGGAACAGUCUCUAUUCUGCUCUUUGUCAGUGUGUAUCAGGGGCUUUGAGGACGGGGAACAGUCUCUAUUCUGCUCUGUGUCAGUGUGUAUCAUGGUCUCUGAGGACGGGGAACAGUCUCUAUUCUGCUCUGUGUCAGUGUGUAUCAUGGUCUCUGAGGACGGGGAACAGUCUCUAUUCUGCUCUUGCAUUUCUAUUUCUUCUUAGAUAACAAAUUCUGAGACGACGUUGGCAGGGCUAUUCACUUGUGUGAUCUGUCAUGAAAUGUCAUUUGAAUGUUAAUUUGAACUGUGGGGCACAAGAACUUGAAUCUGACAAUUUUUAUUUUAUCAGAGAACUUGUUCGGGAUACAGAAAGGAAAAAAGGGAGGGUAAGCGGUUAAGGUACAUCGAUCUUAUUCACAUCUUAUACAUUCAAGAGCAAACUGGUUAUUCAUUCUCGUGGGAGUUUUUCCGCUGCCCUUGUGCCUUUGGUCUAGUACCAUGUCAGGGUUGUCUUUCUCUCCUAAACCUGGGUUUGGUCCGGGGUAUGGGAAGGGGGAAACCUGGGGACAGGCUACGGUAGGGGAAGAAGAACGGGGGAAAUAGACGUCGGAAGUCCCUCAUCUCCCUUUGUCUCCUUCUUAGUUAGCACGCUGUGUGCGGUCACCGGGUCUAUUCCCUUAUCUAACUACUUAACUAUGUACAAUGUGGGUGUUUGUUCCGUUAUGCCCUGUAGAUGGUGUUUGUUCCGUUAUGCCCUGUAGAUUGUUUAACCUCAGCUUGGUAUACCUCAAUGUUGGCUGUUGUACCAUGGUGUUUGGAGUCGUUGUCUCUCUGCGUCAGAGCAGUUAGGUCUUAGAUCCAAGAGGGAGAGGAUAUGGUAGAGAGGGCAGCUCUGUCAAUGGACUGCAGGCAGAAUCAUGAAAGGGUAGGGCUGUAUAUGAACAUGGCACAUGUCGGCAAGCUUCGCUUUUUACUAAACAGUUGGGUACUGGUUUUAAUACCUUGGUUUGUGGUAUUAUUUCGGGGGUCAGCCUAUGGAUUUAUGGUGAUAUGGCACUUUGCCGUGGUUCGGUUAUUGACUUUGGUAUUCUCUAGGCAAUCCAGUCCAUGUUUCCUGAAGUCCAUCAUAUUUGGUGCUUCAACUACAUUAGUUCUGAUGCCAACCAACAUUCUAGGUCCCCAAGGUUACUGAGCCUGUACAUCGGUCGUUAAACCGGAUCCCUAAUAUCAAGUGUCCAUUGAGUUAACCAUCAGUCCUGGAAUGUACAUGACUUCAUUUCUGCACACCAUGUCUACAACAAUCCAUGCUUGCAACAUUGUUUGGAGAGUCUCUGGUUCUGCCCAUGAUUGGUUGUCUCUCUAAUAUUAUCCAUGGUCCUUGUUCUGUCCAACUCUAUGGUUCUGCCCUUGGCCAUGGUACCACUAGUGUGAGAUGGGGGAAAACUCUAGUUCUCAACCCACUCCAAGUGCUGUUAUUUAUUUAAAAAAAAUUUUGGUGAGGUUUUACAGGACAGAGUGCUUCUCCAUGGGACAUGUUAACUCACGGGCAGCUGGCUCAUCAAGGAACCAGAGCAGCUUUCCAUGUACAGGUAAGACACGUGCAGCCGGUAAGGGUUCAGGCUCUUCUUCCUGGAGGAUACGCUGCAAGACACAAGCAUUGUAAGUCUACUUAGAGUUGGUGGAUAAAGCAAAUACAAAGAACAGUAUUCAUUGAUCAAUGCAGACACCUUAUAUCUUUGUUUAAGCUGCUGAUCCCAAAGAGCCAGUCAUUUCCAACUUCCUACUUGAUUAUAUUCAAAGACUAAAUGAACGUUAAGCAAGCUUGCGGCCUACAAGAACUUGAACUGGGGUUAGGCGGCCACUUUCCCUGCGCUACAGAUCAUAGCGUCGACUUACGCUAGCCCCCAUCGGACCAGUGGGGGUCAUCCCUGACCCGGCUGGGCUAUGGCACAUUGAUAUUCUGAACCACAGAUCACCCCUAAAGAUUGUCGGUGGGCGAGGAGUGGCAGUGUCCUAGAUGGUGGACGACCCUGCUCAUGUUACUCAAGGCAGGAUGAGGCACUAAGCUGACCUGAAGUACUUACACAGUCAAAUAAUGGCUAAUCUGGAGGAAGCCUUUGACUGUUUUUGGGACAAAUGUUGUAGCCUGUUGAACGAGGUGACCUUGCUCGGGUCCCAGGUGUGCGGUUCCUAAAAUCGCUGCCAUAUACACGUCCACUGAUAGGAGACGCGAAAGGUAUUAAACUGAUAAGAAUAAUACUAAACACACCACUCCUAUCGGGUGGCACAUUAGAUUGCCCGCGCAGUGCCCCAAAUUUGAAGUAAGAAGACCGACCAAGCAUCUUCUUCCAUCUCCCUGUUACAAAAAUCGCUGCCAUAUCCAUAUAAGUUGUACAUGAUGUCCACGAUAGUUUUCCAGGGACAAAUGUUGAAGCCUGUUGAACGAGGUGACCUUGCUCGGCUCCCAGGUGUGCGGUUCCUAAAAUCGCUGUCAUAUACACGUCCACUGAUAGGAGACGCAACAGGUAUUAUUAAACUGAUAAGAAUAGUACACCACUCCUAUCAGUAGGUCCCCCCAUUGUGAUUUAUGCCCCCCACCCACCGCGCAGGGGUGGGGGCCGGGGGGGAGGACAGUAGGUCCCCCACCUUAUCCUUAUUUACUGAAUAUUGCUCCGGAAUAACAAUGUUUGGCAUUUAGUGAAUAUUACCCAUUCUGCUCUGUGUCAGUGUGUAUCAGGGAUCCUUAGAAUAGGUGUCAAUCCAUAUCUGCCAAGUGACCCUAUGUAGGGGGAACAGUCCCUAUUCUGCUCUGUGUCAGUGUGUAUCAGGGGCUUUGAGGACCGGUGUCAAUCCAUACCUGCCAAGUGACCAUAUGUAAGGGGAACAGUCCCUAUUCUGCUCUGUGUCCGUGUGCAUCAGGGGCUCUGAGGACAGGUGUCAAUCCAUAUGUCAAGGUGUCAAUAUGUCAUAUGUCAGGUGUCAAUCCAUAUUCAUUGGGAUUUAGGAAUGUUAGGUGAUUUCUGCCCUUUAUGUAUUAAAACCAGACUCUGCAUCAACUGUAUAAUUUUCCAUGGGAGUUUUGCCAUGGAUCCCCCUCCGGCAUGCCACAGUCCAGGUGUUAGUCCCCUUGAAACAACUUUUCCAUCACUUUUGUGGCCAGAAAUAGUCCCUGUGGGUUUUAAAAUUCGCCUGCCCAUUGAAGUCAAUGGCGGUUCGCCUGGUUCACCGGUUCGCGAACGUUUGCGGAAGUUCCCGUUCGCCGUUUGCGAACCGAAAAUUUCGGGUUUGCGACAUCACUAGUAGCAGGCACUGCAACAACACUCCAGCAUCCCAGGAGGCAACAAUGUGAGAUAAAAACUUAAUACCUGUCUCACCCAAAAGACAAUGCCAUUCCACAUGAGACAUACCAGAGAGAUGCAGACUGCAAGCUUAUUGUUACAAACAGCUUCUAUUCACUGACCUAAGUUGCAUCAUAAACCCAUUGAAGAUGAUUUUCAAGAUGUGUGCUAGCUUUGGCAAAUAAGUACAAGCAUUACACAUAUCCUCUGCAUGUUAUAAUUCCCUCUAAACUUAGCUUAUUUUGAUCUCAUUUAACAAAUAGUUGAUGUAGGGAAUUCGCUGUGACUGCUUGGCAGCUGCAACUCAGCCUCGCCAUGCCAUCAUAAUAUUGUAAGACAACAACUUGGGGUGCCAGAUACACAGCAACAAGUUUUAUUCUAACACAUGGGAAGUCCUACCACUAGUACAAAAGAAACAUUUAAAUAAAAACAGUGAUAGCAAAUAAACACCAAAAGUAAACAAAAAUCUGUCUUUUCUUAAAAUAGCUGCAGUCCACACAACAUUGCUCUGGAUGCCAAUCUAGCAAGUAGAAGUCACAAGGUAUUUGCUUCUUAGGAGAGUUCAACCUUAAAGAGUUACUCCGAACAUUAUGACCAUGGUGUUAGAAAUGAGUAUGCGCAGUGUUUCAGCUUGAAAUACUGCACUUCCAGAGAUAUUUGUAAUUGUGUACUGUGGUAGUUGCAACGCUAGCACAUGUGGCAUUGACAGCCCAGAAUCCUGUUCCAGAUGGCCUAACGUCAAUACUGAACAUAAAUUAUGUCUUUUGGCAGUGCGCACAGCACGCUGACAACUGACAUUAAAGUUUUGUAGCUCUCCCACCCUCCCUGUGGGUGCUUCAUCCCGCAUCCCUCCAUUGCUCAUUUGUUGUUGUUUUUUUUAAAAAACUCCCUGCCUCCUCCCAAUUUGCCUUCCCUCCCCAGGAGAGGGUGCAAAAGAGUAGAGCCAGGAGCUUCGCCCAGCGCUCCGCAGUGCCCAAUAGAGAAUUUUACUCUGGAAAUGCCACACUCUCAGAAGGGUUAUAGUAACCAUUUAACAAGCCUGGUUAAGAUCAUUUACAUAGAAAGAUCUUUACAGCUUCCUCUAAUUUAGAAAAUUCUCCAUUUAGAAAAUUGGGCAGACUAGAUGGGCCGAAUGGUUCUUAUCUGCCGUCACAUUCUAUGUUUCUAUGUUUCUAUGUAAUGUACGUAACAAGAUAGAGAAAAAGAACAGAUAGUGUAAUUUUGCAUAAAAUAUAUUUAUAACAAAUUUUACUAAAGUGCACUCGUGUAUUAAAAAAGUCUUUAUCAAAAAUGUAUUUUUUUGUAAUGCUAAAGGAAAUAAAGAAGAAAUAUUUGUGGCACAGAAACAAUCAUCUGUAAUUAUUAGCUAAUAUAUAUUGUUUUUAAACUAUUAUGUUUAUAAUAAUUUUUAAUCUUGCUUAUAGCGCCCACUGUUCGGCUCAUUGGAGGAUUAACUUCUCGCCAAGGGAGAGUUGAAGUUUUUUACAAUGGAGAGUGGGGCACUGUGUGUGAUGAUCAGUGGGACAUUUUAGAUGGGAGAGUUGUGUGCAAAAUGCUGGGCUUUUCAAGUGCUCUUAAAGUCCACAUGGGACAAAGCUUUGGGAGAGGUAAACCUUUAUUUUUGGUAUGUAUUUUAUUGUAACGUAUGGCAACAAGUGGUUAUAUUUAAAGCAAUUCCAUAAUGCACAGAACCCCCUUUUUUUUAGGUCCCCUCCAAAUUCUACAAGUCUUUAGAAUCCCCCUAAUGUAAUUACUUGACAAAAGAAAUGGAGCUUACUUAAGCUCCACCCUUUGUCAAGAUUUGUCAAGCGGAGGAAAUAUACAUAAGACAAAGUAGUCCCUACUUUGACAUGUUUUUAAAGAGAGAUAGAAAUAAAGAAAAGAGGAAGAGAAGAGGAAACAAUUGGAGAAAAGUAGGCCACUUUAAAGUUAAUAUAAAUAACUUUCUCUAGACUUGAUGACAUAUAUAUGUCUGAAGAAAGAGAAAUUGUAUCUGUGAAGUUAGAAAAAAUAUGUUUAAUUUUCAUAGAAGUAGUUUUUGUUCUUUUAGGGAAAAUGUCCUUUCAGCACUGGGAUAAAUUAAAUAAUGAUAAUAAUAUGAUCUUCUUAAAUCAGUAAGCCUGUAGUGUCAUUAAAGGGACAAUAAAGUCACCAGAACAAGUACAUCUUAAUUUUCAGAGAAAAGGCAGUGUUUACCUUGCUGCCUAGGGACACCUCCAGUGGCAGUCACUUGGAUCUGCACUGAGUUUUCAAUGCAUCUAUAUUAGAAGAUGUUGACUGGCCAGGGCAGCAUUUGGAUCUGCUCUCCUAUAGGAAAGUAUUGGAUUGUCUGUGAUUGUCAAUUCUGAUGAUCUCAGCCAAGGAGGUGGAUCGAUGCUGGAUAUAACAUGAGUUUUAACACUAUUUAAGGGGAUAGAGGACCUAAAUAGUGUUUCUAACACUGAAGGGUCAUGGUUACACAUUUGUACUCAUGACCCUAUAGUGUGUUCCUUUAAGCUAUUCUUUCUAUCACUUAAACCAAAAUUAGAGAAUUUAAUCAAUGCAGGAUUUUUUUUUGUCUUUUUAUUUCUUUUUGCAUUGAUUUUUUUUUUGUGAAUGUAUUUGCUUAAUUGCUUAAUUAAAGCACCACAAAGGUCACCCAGACCAAUUAAUCUAAAAGGGAAACUAUAGUCACCAGUGUAUUGCAUUUGUUCUGGCGAAAACAGUGUUGUCAGCGAAAAUGCAAUGUUUACAUUACAGCCUAGGGAUACCUUCACUGGCCACUCCUCAGAUGGCUACUGGAGGUGUUUAUGCAUGGAGACACUGAACUUUCCUCAUAGAGAUGCAUUGAUUCAAUGCAUCGCUAUGAGGGGCUGCUGAUUGACCAGGGCUGUGUUUGGGACGUGUGCUGGCUCUGCCACUGAUCUGCCUUUUUGACAUCCUUAGCCAAUCCAGUGCUUCUAUGUGAAGCCAAGCAGGCAGAUCAGAUGCAGAGCCAAGAUUUUGCCAUAUUUAGGGGGACUGACUAAUGGGGGCUGAGUGGAGGGGGCUAGAUGGUGGUUUUAACACUAUAGGGCCAGGAAUAUAUGUUUGUGUUCCUAACCCUAUAGUUUUCCUUUAAUUAAGUGAUCUGGGUGCAGUCGCCCUGUAGUUUUAACCCUGCAAUGUGAAAUAUGUGUAUAAACUGCAAUAUUUACAUUGCAGAGUUAAACAUAUUUCAAGUGGCUAUCAUCCCAUACAAGGACAGGGUAAAACCCAACUCGUGACAUUGCAGCUCAUAGAAAAGCAUUGAAUUCAAUGGUUUCCUGUGAGAAACAUUUGGAUGCACAUGUGAUGCUCUAUGAGGAGCAUUGUAUGAGUGCUAGAUGAAAUCACUGGAGGAGCAGCAGGCGUCACAAAAGAUAAGUAAAAAAAGUUUUAUUUUUUUAGGUUUUUACUCCAAAUGGGGAAGGGGGAACUAAAAGUAAUUAUGCACACAGAUGCUAUCACAUUAGGAAUACAGUUUGUUAUAGUUUUCCUUUAAGUAGAAGAGCAAUAACAUAACAGUUUAAAAAAUAACUUGGUUAAUCAUGUUUUUGGCAACUUCUAAUUUAUGUGUAUUCUCUUACAGGAACAAGUCGAAUAUGGAUGGAUGAUGUCCAGUGCACUGGGUUUGAGAGUUCAAUCCAUGGAUGUAAAUUUAAAGGAUGGGGAGUCACAAACUGCAAUCAUAAUGAAGACGCUGGGGUUACCUGUUCAUGAUUUUACCAUUUUUAAUGUUAACGUUGCUGUUAAUUAAUUAAAUUUAAUUGAACUCCAGUGUAAACCUCAUUAUUAUUAAUAUUGAUCAUAUCUUGGUAUCAUUAUUUAAUCAUUCGCAAUUAUGAAGGCAUUGAAGUAUGAUUUUCUGAAAAUGCAAGGCAAUAAUUAUUGACCUUUAGUAGGCAUUUUCUAAUUCAAUUAUUUGCAAAAAAUAUUACUUUAAAUGGACAGUGUGGGUGCAAGUUUCUUGUAAAUCAUGAUUUUUGCAAGAUACCAGAUGCAUGCUUUUACAAAAAAAGCAAAAACAUAUUAGUAACACUAUUCUAUCAUAUUUCCAGUUAAAAGUGAUGAAACACAAUAGCAAUAUGCAACUGUAUCCUGUAAAUUCUUGUAUAAUGUUUUUAUAUUGCUGAAAGUAAGUAAAAAGUACAUGAAUGCAUAAUAAAGGCAAGGUCCUCAUCAAUUCUAUUUAAAUGAAUGCAGUUUCACUGAGCAUGAAUGUGCUUGUCUCUGCUUCCUGUAAACUCUCUGCUUAUAUGGGGGUAAAGGAAUUGGCUGAGAUUAAAAACCUUGUGACUGAGAAAGUAUAAGGGCCUGAAGGUUAUCUGAAAACUGAAAGACUUUCAAAUGUGAAUUUUGUAUUAAAAAAACCUGUAUGUGCAUAAUUUCUAUAAAUAAAAAGGGCAUUAAAUCUGCUAUGGAUAUACC
Messenger RNA from Pelobates cultripes (western spadefoot toad), 36770 nucleotides. The record is from the annotation of a GenBank genome assembly. NCBI's taxonomy places the organism in Eukaryota, Metazoa, Chordata, Amphibia, Anura, Pelobatidae.